Molecule: messenger RNA, 1747 nt
Organism: Thamnophis elegans (Western terrestrial garter snake)
Lineage: Eukaryota; Metazoa; Chordata; Lepidosauria; Squamata; Natricidae
Product: retinol dehydrogenase 11-like
Exons: 6
Coding region: 101-1108 (335 amino acids)
Source: RefSeq, a predicted model, not a curated record
UGGGAGCCUUCCUCUUUCCGAGCUCAAUAGGCCUUCCUUUAGAUCGGACCUCUGGGCCGCCACGCGUUCCCCAGAGCUGAUCCUGGAAAGACUGCCUGCGAUGGAGGGGGCCGCUCUCUUCUGCCACCCGCUCUGGUUCAUCUGCUCCUUGGCCCUCCUGGUGCUGCUGUGGAUACGAAGAAGAAAGAGCUGGAGUCCGGAUGCUUGUCCUGUAGACCUGAGUGGCAAGACGGCCAUUGUCACUGGAGCCAGCAGUGGAAUUGGCAAGGCUGUCGCUCUUGACCUGGCACGCAAGAACGCACGCACCAUCCUGGCCUGCCGCUGCAGGGAGAAAGGCCAGGCUGCGGUGGAGGAGAUCCGCAGAGCCACGGGGAACCCCCACGUGCAGCUCCGUCUGCUGGACGUCAGUUCCAUGGCCUCCGUCCGUGACUUUGCCAGGAGGUUUCUGGAGGAAGGGAGCCAGCUGCACAUCCUGGUGAACAAUGCGGGCGUCACAGGCCUGCCAUUUGCCGUCACGACUGAGGGCCUGGAGCUCACGUUUGCCACCAACGUCUCGGGUGCCUUCCUCCUCACCAACCUGCUGCUUGGUACCAUGGUGGCCUCGGCUCCGGCUCGCAUCGUCAACGUCUCUUCCUUCCGGCACUUCUGUGUCAGGAAGGUGGACCUGAAGUGGCUGACGGGGGAGGAGCUGCCCAAAAAUGCCAGCCAGGCCUACGACUGCACCAAGCUCAUGAACGUCCUCUUCACCACGGAGCUGGCUCGGAGGCUGCAGGGCACCGGUGUGUCGGCCAAUGUGCUGAGCCCAGGAAUCGUCCGGACGGAGAUCCUGCGCCAUUAUGGCCGGGCCAGCCGCCUGCUCUACUGGCUCUGCAGCCCCUUCAUGAUGAACCCCCAAAGGGGAGCCACCAGCACUCUCUACUGCGCGGUCGCCCCAGAAGUAGAGGGGAUUUCAGGCAAGUAUUUUGACAGCAACUGCACACUGGUGCUGCCUCAAACCCUCGCGCACGAGCCAGGCCUUGGCCAGAGACUGUGGGAUGCGCUGGAGAAGGCCACGGGCCUCAAGGCAGAUGGAAGCCAGCAGGCGUUCCCUGUGCAAAGGGAACGUUAGGGGGCUUCUCCCUCUUUUCUGGCCAAGAGAGUCGAAAAGCUGCCCUUCAGCAACAUGGAUCUUCUGACUCCCCUUCCAAGAACUCUUCCCUGCAAAGCUGCCAAGCCCUUUAACUGUGAGCCAUGGCCAGAAAAGCUAAAUUCACCUUGGAUUUUUUCUCCUGCUGUGAAUGGAGGCCCUUGAGGACUGCUGGGGCCCCUCCAGCCCUCUGUUGGAGUUGGUGGGGCCGGGGUCUGCUUUGAAUCUCCUUUUCCCAGGCUGUUUGCAUGACGGACCGAGUUUCUUCAUUUCCUGAUGGUUUUUGUCUGGAGUCCAGGCUCCUCUUGGCUCUUCUCCCCAGCGAUGCCUUUGCAACCUGUCGAGCUUCCCCUGCUGCCCUAGUUCUGCUGUGGGGCUUAUAAAAAGUCCAUCCAUAGAAAACAAACAAAAUUAAAGUGAAAAAAGUUCCAAUGGUAAAAACAUAAAUCGCCAAUUCAGGUUAUCAAAUGCUUUCUGGGCAUCUAAGAUCAAAGCCAUUUGUUUUUCAGGGUGUGCCUCGUAAGGCUCCAAUGUAUUCAGAAUUAUUCUCAUAUUAACUUGAAUUUAUCUUUUUGGUAGAAACCCAUUUUGGUCAGGAUGAAUAAAACCAUUUAAAUAUUU